This is a messenger RNA of Labrus bergylta (ballan wrasse), 3397 nucleotides long. It is a transcript of the gene tlk1a, whose product is annotated as tousled-like kinase 1a. Gene Ontology annotation, cellular component: nucleus. Lineage: Eukaryota; Metazoa; Chordata; Actinopteri; Labriformes; Labridae. The record is from RefSeq and is a predicted model, not a curated record. Gene Ontology annotation, biological process: peptidyl-serine phosphorylation; chromosome segregation; intracellular signal transduction. Gene Ontology annotation, molecular function: protein serine/threonine kinase activity; ATP binding.
CUUGAAGACGGAGAGGUGGCUCUGGAGUCAGGAGUGUGAAGAGGUUUGUGCCCUAAAACAGAUUACAAUUACACAUUUUGACACAGUUUAAGUUACUGUACCCACGUCAAAGCAACUGUGGCAUGUAGGUCCGUUAAUUUCAUUGUCUACGUGAAAGAUAAACCGUGUGCGCGGCGGUGCCAACACACGAAAAGUAGCUUGAUGAGUGUCCAAAGUAGUGGAAGUUUGGAGGGGACGCCAUCUUGGUCCCAGCUCUCCACGUCCCCAACACGGACUGUGUUUCAGCAACAUCCCGCGGCGGUGGUGAAGGCCCAGGAAGGCACCAUGGAGGAGCUGAACAGCCUGGAUCCCCGGAGACAGGAGCUGCUGGAGGCCCGCUUUAUGGGUGGGGUCAGUGGCAGCACAGGGGGCAGCACAGGUAGCACAAGCGGGGGAACCAAAGGUUUGACCAAUAAUGAAUGUUCAAAUCAUAGUUUCGGGAGCCUCGGAUCCUCAAGCGACAAGGAAUCAGAGGGGUCAGAAAUGAAACGAGGCAGCUCUCCUGCUUAUUCUACCCCUGAGAAAAAACAGUCUGAAACCAGAGGCAGAAAAAGGAAACCUGAGAUCCAAUCAGAGAGCAGCCAAGGGAAAUCAAUUGUACGAGGACCCAAAAUAAGUGAUUAUUUUGAUUUCCAGGGAGGAAAUGGGUCCAGUCCCGUCAGAGGUCUCCCACCGGUGAUUCGUUCACCUCAGAACUCACAUUCCCACUCCGCUCAGGGCACAGCUGUUAGACAAAAUAGUCCCUCUCCUACUAGUCUGUCUUUUGGGGACCACAUGACGCAUCCAAAGCAACAAGCAGUCAAAUUUGUUCAGACUGACCUUACAGUUCUGAAAUUGGCUGCCCUUGAAAGCACUAAGAAUCUCGACCUCGAGAAGAAGGAGGGCAGAAUAGAUGAUUUGUUAAGGGCAAACUGUGAUCUCAGGAGACAGGUAGAUGAACAACAAAAAUUACUUGAAAAGUACAAGGAACGCUUGAAUAAAUGUAUCACCAUGAGCAAGAAGUUGCUCAUAGAAAAGAGCACCCAGGAGAAGCAGGCCUGUCGAGAGAAAAGCAUGCAGGAUAGACUUCGUUUAGGACAUUUCACUACAGUGAGACAUGGAGCCUCCUUCACAGAGCAGUGGACUGAUGGUUAUGCCUUCCAAAACCUUGUCAAACAGCAAGAAUUGCUAAAUCAACAGAGAGAGGAAAUCGAGAGGCAGAGAAAACUUCUAGCCAAGAGGAAACCCCCAUCAUCGAGCAACACCCAAGCACCAACCACAAAUUCAGAACCAAAGCAACGCAAAACCAAGGCAGUGAACGGAGCAGAAAGUGAUCCCUUUCUAAAACCCAGCCUACCUCAGCUGCUGACACUAGCAGAGUACCAUGAACAGGAGGAGAUCUUCAAACUGCGACUUGGACAUCUCAAGAAGGAAGAAGCUGAGAUCCAGGCAGAGCUGGAGCGUCUGGAGAGAGUGCGCAACCUUCACAUACGGGAGCUGAAGAGAAUAAAUAACGAGGACAGCUCACAAUUUAAAGACCAUCCAACACUGAAUGAACGAUAUCUACUCCUACACCUUCUAGGAAGAGGAGGCUUCAGUGAAGUUUACAAGGCUUUUGACUUGAUUGAGCAAAGAUAUGCUGCUGUGAAGAUCCACCAACUUAACAAAAACUGGCGAGAAGAGAAGAAGGAGAACUAUCACAAGCAUGCAUGUCGAGAGUACAGAAUACACAAGGAGCUGGACCACCCCCGAAUUGUGAAGCUAUACGACUACUUCUCACUGGACACAGACACGUUUUGCACUGUCAUGGAGUACUGCGAAGGCAACGACUUGGAUUUCUACUUGAAGCAGCAUAAGCUAAUGUCUGAGAAGGAGGCACGGUCCAUAGUUAUGCAGAUUGUGAAUGCACUAAGAUACCUGAAUGAAAUUAAACCUCCCAUUAUCCAUUACGACCUCAAGCCAGGCAAUAUCUUGUUGGUGGACGGCACAGCCUGUGGGGAAAUCAAAAUCACUGACUUUGGUUUGUCCAAAAUCAUGGAUGAUGACAACUAUGGAGUAGAUGGGAUGGACUUGACUUCACAGGGUGCAGGGACCUAUUGGUACUUGCCUCCUGAAUGUUUUGUGGUUGGAAAAGAACCUCCAAAGAUCUCCAAUAAGGUGGACGUGUGGUCUGUGGGAGUCAUCUUUUUUCAGUGUCUUUAUGGAAGGAAGCCUUUUGGCCACAAUCAGUCUCAACAGGACAUCCUGCAGGAGAACACAAUACUGAAAGCUACCGAUGUUCAGUUCCCAGUCAAGCCAGUUUCUAGUAAUGAAGCAAAGGCCUUCAUAAGGCGGUGCUUGGCAUACAGGAAGGAGGACCGGGUCGAUGUGCACCAAAUGGGGAGCGACCCCUACCUGCUCCCUCACAUGAGAAGGUCUAGCUCCUCUGGAAAUCUGCAGAUGAGUGCUGCUGGCUCAGGACUCGCCUCCUCCAGUAUCAUCUCAUACUGACAUCCUCGUACUGUGACGAAAAACAAAGCCAAACUGACCAAGUGUCUCCCUCUGCCUGCUGAGCCCCGCGGGCUCAUGGGAGAAGGAGCAGCCAAAAACAGGAGGAGCAGGACACACAAGGGAAGAUCUCUGCCGGCAUCCUCUGAUUUGUGCCAGACUUCUUAUUCACAAGGUUCGAUCAAUGGAGAGAGAGAGGGAGGUUUUUUUUUUUUUUUUUUUAAAGGACAUGGGUGAAAGGAUCGUUUGAGGGUCCGACAAAAGCACUGAAACUGACAACGUACCUUGAAGAAAAUGCAACUGGACACUAUUCUGAAGUUGCAGACAGAUAAAGCCUUAAAGGGCCGAAGGGAGACUUGGCAGCCGGCCGUUUAGAUAAAAUAACAUGGUCCUGCCAGGGUGCAAAUGAUUCAGCUGCUAGAUGUUAAUUUACUGUGAGGAGAGGGCCGAUAUAUAGAACUACAAAGAUUUCACUAUUGAUUUGGCUAAAUGUUUUGUUUUUCACAAGUGUUAGGCUUUAAAUUGAGGUUCUUAGCCAUGAGAAUGUAAUGUGUGGCAACUAGUGAUGUAGGGUGGGGCAGCAUACUUACGUUUAAUGCUCAAAGUAACCAAAUGUAGAAAAAUGACAAUGUAUAAAAUCCUAUGCAGGAAUAUUAAUUAACAUAAAUUGGAAACUGUAUAUGCUGUACAGGUGACUUUUCAAAGUUAAAUUGCAGCAGUACCAUGUACAAAGUUUAAAAUGUCCCCAUGUUAAACUAGUUUCCUGGAUCGUUUCAUUAUGCUGCUUUGAUGCUCUUACUUUUUCAAGGGCUGUGUUCCUCCUCUGGUACAAACUGCAGUUCUGCUAAGAGUGAAUAAUAAACACCAGGAAACAGUUUUCUCUCACAGUGAA